AUGGGUGGCGGUAGCGAACCAAAGGGAAAUGACUCUUCCUACCCUCUUUUCGCCGAGCGGCCCGUCGGCGUUCCCAAAACGAGCAUUCUGAAGGGUCGCAUUGAACCGUUCUAUAAGUCAGGACAGUACUAUAAGGUCAAUCUGCAGGCGAACAUGUACAAUGCAAGAUACUCAGGCAAACCUCAUGUGCAGCUUUUCGUCUGGGACGCACCAGAUCUUUCACGUCCAACUUUUGAGGAGGCUGUCAGCCACGAAUUCAGAGAAACUCAUACAGGAACUUCUUUUGGUCCUUCCUGGUCCACUCAUUGGUUCAAGGUUGUCUUGCGCAUUCCCAAGAAUAUCAAAGACGAGGAGCUCAUCGAGCUACACUGGGAUGCCAGCAAUGAGGGCACUAUCUGGACUGAGGAUGGCGUCCCCAUUCAAGGCCUCACUGGCAGUGGGGAGCGCAUUGAAUGGAUUAUCCCCGACUCAUUCUGCGAUGGUGAGGAACACACCAUUUAUAUCGAAAUGGCGUGCAAUGGCAUGUUCGGAAACGCCCCCAAUGGCACGACUACGAUUGCCCCACCAGAUCCUAACAGACGUUUCAACCUCAGCAAGGCCGAUAUCGUGGCUGUCAAUGUGCCAGCUCGCAAGCUUCACAUAGAUAUCUGGGAGAUUGGCGAUGCUGCCCGAGAGCUUCCUGAAAAUUCCGCUGAGCAGAACCAUGCUCUAGCUGUGGCUAUGAAGAUCAUCAACACUUUUGAGGUCGAUAACCAGGAUUCCAUCCUCAAGUGUCGAGAGAUUGCUCGUGAAAUUCUCGGUCCCGAUGUUGACUCUCAUAAGGUGUAUGAAGUAGGAAAGGAUCCUGUCGUAUUCGGAAUUGGUCAUUGUCACAUUGACAGUUGCUGGCUCUGGCCCUGGGCUGAGACAAAGCGCAAGGUUGUCCGAUCUUGGACGAACCAGUGUGACCUCAUGGAUCGCUACCCGGAAGCCAACUUUGCUUGCUCCCAAGCUCAACAGUAUAAAUGGCUCAAGACAUACUAUCCUGCUGCUUACAAGCGUGUCAAGCAGAAGGUAAAGGAGGGCCAGUUCCAUCCCAUUGGUGGCAGCUGGGUUGAACACGACACAAAUCUGCCCAGUGGUGAAUCGCUUGUGCGACAGUUCUUCUACGGCCAGCGGUUCUUUGAGACCGAGUUCGGUUCUCGAUGCCGUACAUUCUGGCUUCCUGACACUUUUGGUUAUUCGAGCCAACUCCCUCAGCUAUGCCGGCUGGCUGACAUGGAUCGUUUCCUGACCCAGAAGCUGAGCUGGAACAAUAUCAAUAACUUUCCUCACACAACAUUCAUGUGGGUGAGUCCAGAUGGAAGCCAGGUGAUUUGUCACAUGCCUCCUUCCGAGACAUACACAGCGAAUGCCGACUUUGGUGACCUAAAGAGAAGCAUUGAAAAGCACAAGACAAUGCGAGUUGACAGCACGUCUCUCCUUGUUUUUGGAAAGGGUGACGGUGGCGGUGGCCCAACCUGGCAACACUUCGAAAAGCUCCGUCGAUGUGCUGGAAUCAGCAACACUAUUGGUGGUAUUCCAAAGAUCAAGAUGGGAUCGACUGUCGACGACUAUUUCGAUCGCCUCAACCAGAAGGCCACCGAAUUUCCUACUUGGUAUGGUGAACUGUACUUCGAACUUCACAGAGGAACGUACACCACACAGGCCAACAACAAGUACUACAACCGAAAGGCCGAGGUGAUGUUACGAGACAUCGAGCAAUUAGCUACCUUUGCAUCGAUCAAGAACAAGAAGUAUAAAUACCCAACCAAGGACCUAGAUGACAUGUGGGAAGCCGUCCUCCUCUGUCAAUUCCAUGACUGUCUACCAGGAAGUAGCAUCGAGAUGUGCUACGAUGACUCUGAUAAGGUCUACGCUGAAGUUUUCGAAACCGGCAAACGUCUUAUGAACGAGUUGUACGACUCACUCAAUGUUGCUAGCCAGUUUUCGUCCUGUCUCAACGAAUCGGUCGCCAUCAACACUCUGCCCUGGCACCGGAAGGAGCUUGUAGAGCUUUCUGAUAGUGAAGUAGGUGUCGCUUGUGGCGAUGGCCAACUGCUGGCUCUCCGUACGUUUAAGGUACAGGAAGAGAAGCCUGCUGUGACCGUAAUGGAGCAAUCAACGGACGUUUAUGUUUUGCAAAAUGACCAGCUUCGUGUUGUCGUCGAAAACGGUGUCAUCACAUCAAUCUACGACAUUGAUAACGACCGUGAGGUCAUUGAGAAAGGCGGGGAGGCCAACAAGUUUGUCAUAUUCGAUGAUAUUCCGCUUUACUGGCAGGCAUGGGAUGUUGAAGUAUACCAUCUUGAUGCGCGCAGAAAGGUCGAAUAUGGCAAGACCAAGAUCUUCGAACAGAAAGCCCAUCGAGUUACUCUUGUUACCGAGAUCAAGAUCAGUGAGAACAGUUCUAUCAAGUCAUACACCACCCUCUCAGCAGCUCUCAAAGGCCAGCCCUCUCAAAUUGAUGUCAGAGCUGACGUCAAUUGGCACGAGGAUUCCAAGUUCCUCAAGGUUGAAUUCCCUGUCAACGUUGUCAACACCGAAGCCUCUUACGAAACUGCUUUCAGCAUUACGAAGCGGCCAACUCACUACAACACAAGUUGGGAUAUGGCUAAGUUCGAGGUGUGCUGCCACAAGUUCGCUGAUCUCUCAGAGAAUAACUACGGCGUCUCCAUCCUGAAUGACUGCAAAUAUGGCUUCGCGACCGCCGGCAAGAUGAUGCGACUGUCACUUCUUCGAUCGCCAAAGGCCCCUGACGCCAAUGCAGAUAUGGGACGUCACACGAUUCGAUGGGCGAUCCUUCCCCACAAAGGCAGCCUAUCCUCAGCCACGGUCAAGGCUGCGUAUGCUUUCAACAACCCCUUGAAGCCUGUGACUGCUUCCAAGGCCGCCCUCGAAAGCGUUUCCAGUGCGCCGAUCAAGCUCGUUAACACUGAUGAAUCCCAAUCCCUUGUGCUCGACACCAUCAAGCGAGGUCAAGAUGAUGAAGACGUUACCAGAAAUGAGGGUCUUCGCGUGAACAAGGGCCAAAGCAUUAUUCUCCGUGUGUACGAAUCCUUGGGUGGUCGCAGCCGUGGCACCAUCGAAACGAGCUUUAACGUCAAACACGUCACCAAGACAAACAUCCUAGAGGACGACCUGGAAAAGAUCGAGAUGGAAGAUGGCAAAAUUCCUAUCACGCUGCGACCUUUUGAGGUUGCUACCUUCAAACUCCAGCUGUAG
Messenger RNA from Fusarium coffeatum, 3243 nucleotides. RefSeq lists its product as uncharacterized. The coding region runs from base 1 to 3243 and encodes 1080 amino acids. Gene Ontology annotation, cellular component: fungal-type vacuole membrane. The transcript is spliced from 3 exons. Gene Ontology annotation, molecular function: alpha-mannosidase activity; carbohydrate binding. The record is from RefSeq and is a predicted model, not a curated record. Gene Ontology annotation, biological process: mannose metabolic process; oligosaccharide catabolic process. Lineage: Eukaryota; Fungi; Ascomycota; Sordariomycetes; Hypocreales; Nectriaceae.